Messenger RNA from Quercus robur (English oak), 3034 nucleotides. RefSeq names its product auxin response factor 18. The transcript is spliced from 15 exons. Gene Ontology annotation, biological process: response to hormone; regulation of DNA-templated transcription. NCBI's taxonomy places the organism in Eukaryota, Viridiplantae, Streptophyta, Magnoliopsida, Fagales, Fagaceae. Bases 641 to 2737 code for a protein of 698 amino acids. Gene Ontology annotation, molecular function: protein binding; DNA binding. Gene Ontology annotation, cellular component: nucleus. The record is from RefSeq and is a predicted model, not a curated record.
AGAGAGAGAAAACAAACAGGUAGAAAGAGACUAGAGAGACAAAGAAACCAGCAGAGAAAGAGAGAGAAAGAGAGUGUAUUAAUAUAUUAACUCUCUCUCUCUCUCUCUCAGUCACACAGGAAAAAAAAAAAAAAAAAAAAAAAGCAAGCAAAUUUGGGGAUUUGGUAACGUUGAUUCAUUUCAUUCAUUCAGGGUCUCCCUUAUUAGAAGAACAAAACCAAACCAAACCCAACAAGAAGAACAAGAACCAAAAACGACAACAGUAAGUAACACCACACAAGGCUGAGGAGUGAGAGAGACAGAGACAGAGACACAGACACGGAGAGAGAUUCACAAAGGAAAAAAAAAAAAAGCAAAGUGGUUUUUGGGGACCAAACAAAGACAAAAGCAGAAGAGCCGGUUUUGUAACCGAAGCAGAAGAGAGUGUGGCAGUCGUUACAAAACAACAACAACAACAACAACAACAAUAACAAUAACAGCCUCAACAGCAACUAAUCAUUAUGAUUACUCGUUGCAUAACCGUCCUGUCUGCCUAGAUACUAAAGGAUUGACCUUUGAGCUUGCUUUCGUUUGCUGGGUUUUAUUUUCUUCUUCUUCUUCACUGUUUUCCUUUGUACGACGUUUGUUUGUGGGGUCUUCAAUGGCACAUCUGGAAGGGAGUCCUAUGAGCUCGUCGAUUUCUCAAGCGGAAACGGGUUGUGUAAAUGAUGAUCUGUACACGGAGCUUUGGAAGCUAUGUGCAGGGCCUCUGGUGGAUGUACCAAAGCCUGGGGAGAGAGUGUUUUACUUCCCUCAGGGUCACAUGGAACAAUUGGAAGCAUCAACAAAUCAGGGGCUAAAUCAGCAAAUCCCUCUAUUUAAUCUUCCUCCCAAGAUCCUUUGUCGUGUUGUUCACAUUCGAUUACUGGCUGAACAAGAAUCAGAUGAGGUUUAUGCACAGAUCACCCUGCAACCGGAAGCAGAACAAAGUGAGCCUUCAAGUCCUGAUAUAUGCCCACCUGAGCCUCCAAGGCAAACAGUGCACUCGUUUUGUAAAAUUUUAACUGCUUCAGAUACAAGCACUCAUGGAGGGUUCUCUGUUCUUCGAAAGCACGCCACUGAAUGCCUGCCUUCAUUGGACAUGACCCAAGUAACACCAACUCAGGAAUUGGCUGCCAAGGAUCUUCAUGGGUCUGAGUGGAAGUUUAAGCAUAUAUUUAGAGGCCAACCACGGAGGCAUUUGCUUACAACGGGAUGGAGUAACUUUGUCACAUCCAAGAGAUUGGUUGCGGGAGAUGCCUUUGUGUUUUUGAGGGGUGAUAAUGGGGAAUUGCGAGUAGGUGUACGGCGUCUUGCCCGUCAGCAGAGUCCCAUGCCUUCAUCUGUGAUAUCCAGCCAGAGCAUGCAUCUUGGAGUGCUUGCUACUGCUUCUCAUGCUGUUAUGACCCAAACCCUUUUUGUAGUUUUUUACAAGCCAAGGACUAGCCAGUUCAUUAUUGGUGUAAACAAAUAUCUAGAGGCUGUUAACAAUGCGUUUUCAGUUGGCAUGCGCUUUAAGAUGAGAUUUGAGGGAGAAGACUCUCCAGAAAGAAGGUUCACAGGCACUAUAGUUGGGGUUGGAGAUAUAUCUAAAGAGUGGUCAGAUUCUAAAUGGCGGUCAUUGAAGAUUCACUGGGAUGAACCUGCGACAAUACCAAGGCCAGAGAGGGUUUCCCCCUGGGAGGUAGAGCCUUUUGCUUCUUCUGCAUCCUUAAACCUUACUCAACCAGUGGUAAAGAGCAAGAGGCCCCGACCUGUUGAUAUUCCAUCUUCUGAAAUCACCACCAAUUCUGCAGCAUCAGCAUUUUGGUUUCAUGGAUCAACUCACUCCCAUGAGUUAACCCAAUUAGGUAGUGCUGCUGAAGUCCAAAGCCGUGAAACCUGUGGUGUCUGGCCUUCUAGCCAGAAAGAAAUCAACACUAAUGGCUCAUGCAUCCGAACAGAAGGCAAAUGGCCCUCUUCUCCACAUGUAAAUGUCUCACUAGAUCUUUUCUCGGAUUCAGCAGAGGACAACAAAACUGGAACAGCACAGUCAACUAUCCCUGAUUAUCUCUCUCCAGGUUCAUCUAUGCUAAAUAAUGGUCCCAUAAAUGACCAUGUGGAAAAACGGACAAAAUCUAAGACUUUUCUUGGUUGCCGGCUAUUUGGAAUUGAUUUGACGAAAAACUCCCAAACCACUGCUCCUCCAGAGAGGGAAUCAGCAAUAAUGAUGUCCAGUAGUGCCAAAGGAUCUAGUUCAACUGCAAUACCAGAAGCUGAUAGGGUGCAUAAUCUGGAUGCUUCAAAGUCCUCAAACGAACAGAAGCAACUUAUACCAGACAUGUCAUUGAAGGAGACACAGAGCAAGCAGGGCUCCACUCUUUCCAUGAGAACUCGUACCAAGGUGCAAAUGCAAGGGGUUGCUGUUGGCCGUGCUGUUGACUUGACUGUGUUGAAGGGGUACAAUGAUCUUAUAGAUGAGCUGGAGAAAAUGUUUGAGAUUAAAGGGGAACUUCGUACACGGAACAAAUGGGCAAUUGUUUUUACUGAUGAUGAAAAUGACAAGAUGCUUGUGGGCGAUGAUCCAUGGCCGGAGUUUGUUAAGAUGGUUAGGAAAAUCUACAUAUAUUCAAGUGAGGAAGUGAAAAAGAUGAGUACGAGAUGCAAGCUUAAUGCUUCGUCAUUUGAAGGUGAAGGAACUGUUGUGAGCUCGGACUCAGAGCAUGGGGCUGAAACUUAAAUAGUUCAGUCUCCGUUUUACUUUAUGGUUUUAUAUUGUUUUGCUUUCUUUGCUUGUGUUGGGGUGGGUUGCUGGUGGUUUGGUUUGCUCAGAUUUUUGGAGCUUUCACAAGGACAGCCAAAAAGAAUGCUCAAUGGAUUGGGUUUUGAUGUAAGGGGUGGUAGACUCUUACGUUGAAGUAGAGGAACUUAAAGCAUGGGAAAUGGAAUCUGUGUAUACCUUGUUUAUGGGUGGUUGGUAUAAACAUUAUUCUGCCUGUAAGAAUACCAAUGUAUUUGCAUUUUGGUUUCAGUUUUA